ACCGGAUAUCUAUUAUUUUACACCGGCGAACCCUGCAACUUCGAGCCACCGUCCUUGACAAGCUUGACCCACGCGAGCAUGAGUGCUAGCACCAGAUCAGUGUUGACGUUUCUCCAGCGUUGUGUGGCGCUGAGCCACCAGACGACCAGGUGUGCUCGUAUUCCACGGCCCACUUGGACUUCCACGACCCGGACAGCGGCCUCCUUUCGGGGUUUGUGUCCUCUCCAGUGCAUUGCCGUCGUGAGGACCACCCAACGUCGCCUGUGCAGCAAGGCACCGUGUGAGGAAGAAUAUCCUCCCCUUCCAGCCUACGAGACCGACACGGCACCCGCGAAGAGGAAAGAGCUGUACAUCGUGCAAGUGAUAGGCCUUCCGUGGUCAUGCACUACCCAGGAUAUUGUCCACUUCUUUUCAGAGUGUCGUGUCCGCGACGGGACGUCGGGCGUGCACCUGACUGUGGACCACCAGGGUAGGCCAUCGGGACGUGCCUUUGUGGAGCUGGAGCAUGAGGAGGAUGUGAGCAAAGCGCUGGAGAAGCACCGGCAGUACCUCGGACCUCGCUAUGUGGAAGUGUAUGAGGUAACAAACAACGAUGCCGAGGACAUCCUGAAGAAAGCGUUGUUGUUUCCCACCGACACCCGGGUGGUUCGGCUCCGAGGUCUCCCCUUCACCUGCACCGAGGACGACAUUGUGCACUUCUUUACUGGUUUGGACAUUUUGGAGAAAGGCAUCACCAUGGUAAUGAAUAGCAGAGGGAAAAGGACGGGGGAGGCUUUUGUGUGGUUUUCCUCGCAGCAAGCGGCUGAUGAAGCACUGCAAAGAGACAGAGAGCUCAUAGGGAACAGAUACAUUGAAGUGUUUCCCAGUUGCAGUCAAGAGAUUCAUUCAAAAUGGCGGCAUUCUUCAGAAAAUGCAAACGAAACAUCCAGGAGCAGGGUCAGACCUGCACUCGCACCCGACAACCCCGCCGCUGCACCAGUCCCUGCUAAACUGUCCAACGUGUCACAUCACGUCCACUUGAGAGGACUUCCCUUCCAGGCCUCUGGAGAGGAUCUUGUAAAGUUCUUCGCCCCGCUGGCGGUGUCCAGGAUCCGCCUGGACCUGGGACCUAACGGCAGGCCGAGCGGCGAGGCCGAAGUUUACUUCGCCAGCCACUGUGACGCCGUGGCAGCAAUGUCCAAAGACAGAAUGUACAUAGGUGGAAGAUACAUUGAGCUGUUCCUCAAUUCUGUGCCUGAUAACGAAAGGUGAAAAAAGAAGCGCUUCUAAACCAGAUGUUCUUUAUUCAAGUAUGGCAUCAAACAAUAAACCAUUCCUGGUUUCAUCA
Syngnathus acus (greater pipefish) is the source of this 1327-nucleotide messenger RNA. RefSeq names its product G-rich RNA sequence binding factor 1 (gene grsf1). The transcript is spliced from 11 exons. The coding region runs from base 79 to 1251 and encodes 390 amino acids. Lineage: Eukaryota; Metazoa; Chordata; Actinopteri; Syngnathiformes; Syngnathidae. Gene Ontology annotation, molecular function: RNA binding. The record is from RefSeq and is a predicted model, not a curated record. Gene Ontology annotation, cellular component: ribonucleoprotein complex.